This is a messenger RNA of Daktulosphaira vitifoliae (grape phylloxera), 757 nucleotides long. RefSeq lists its product as uncharacterized. The transcript is spliced from 7 exons. Bases 88 to 660 code for a protein of 190 amino acids. NCBI's taxonomy places the organism in Eukaryota, Metazoa, Arthropoda, Insecta, Hemiptera, Phylloxeridae. The record is from RefSeq and is a predicted model, not a curated record.
CAGAACUAAAGGUACUAUUGAAGAAGAAAGGUAAGAACAGAACAGAAUAUUCCAACAAACGUUUGAAAAAAUAUUUAAGAAUCAACUAUGAUGAAAACUUCAAUUUAUAUUUUAUUAUGCGCAGCUGGAUUUGCGUUUAAUUUUUUAGCAUAUUGCAUGUGUUGUGAUGAAGAAAUAAAAAACACCGAUGAAAAUAUCAAUCACUGUGAUGGACACGAUAAUUGCAAGGCGUGUGUUGAAAAUUUAAAACCAAAUGAAGAAUUAAAAGAAACUAUAUCUAUAUUAGAGUGCGCAUUGUGUAAUGUAAAUUUAGAAAAUACUGAUGAAACAAUCAGCCCUUGUGAUGACCAUGUGUUUUGCAAGCCCUGUGUUAAAAGACUAAGACAAAAUGAAACAGAUGAAGAAUUAAAAAAAUAUACAUGUCCCUUUUGUAGAGCUAAAUCAGCUGCAUUUGAGUUUAAUUUUUCAGCAUAUUGUUUGCAGUGUAACGUAGAACUAAAAGACACCGAUGAAAAAAUCAGUGUCUGUGAUGAACACAUUUAUUGUAAGUCAUGUGUUGAAAAAUUUGAAAAAAAUGAAACUGAUAAAAUUAUAUGUCCAAUAUGUACAUUUAUUCAUAAUUAUUACAGUAGACAAAAUUUUCCUUUUAAAUAUCUCUAGUUAGAAAUUGUUAUUACUGUAUAAUUUACUAUCUAUAAAAAUUAUUUUUGGGGUAAUAAAUAUAAUAAUGUGUGAUCUAGAAAUAUGAAAUUUUUGU